Molecule: messenger RNA, 1515 nt
Organism: Schizosaccharomyces osmophilus
Lineage: Eukaryota; Fungi; Ascomycota; Schizosaccharomycetes; Schizosaccharomycetales; Schizosaccharomycetaceae
Gene: vps52
Product: GARP complex subunit Vps52
Exons: 1
Coding region: 1-1515 (504 amino acids)
Biological process (GO): retrograde transport, endosome to Golgi; endocytic recycling; Golgi to vacuole transport
Cellular component (GO): GARP complex
Molecular function (GO): syntaxin binding
Source: RefSeq, a predicted model, not a curated record
AUGAUACAAAAUAAUGAGAAGAAAGCUGCUUCAGAGAAUGCCAUUCAAUUCGACGCAUUGGAGAAGGUGUUGCAGAAGGUUGUUGGUUCCCUGGAAAAGUUUCAGGUAAACUUGGAUGCCGCUACGGCAGAUAUUAAUAAAGUAAGUCAGCGGUCUAGUGACAUUCAGGUUCGCCUGAACAAUAUGAAGAAGGUAGAAUUUGCUCUGGGAUCUGAAAUUGACACUGGUCUUUUACCUCCUACAUUAAUAAAAACAAUAUGCACUGGCGAUUUGGAUCAUCCGAGCUGGGCGACUGCCCUCGAGCAACUUGAGAUAUAUCUUGGAGAUGAAAAGAGUGCUACUGACGAUGAGAAGUUGAUGCUGUUGUCUCAAGGGAGUAAUGAAGAGCAAAUGGAAUUGUGUCAAAAGCUAUGCUACAAAGCUAUUGAGAGGAUUCGAAAUUACAUUGUUGUUACAAUUAAAUUGUUUCGACAUGGUCUUGUUGAUGUUGCUUCCAUGCGGAAGCAUCGUUUAAUCGCAAAAAAAAGUUACUAUUCAUUCCUCUCGAAACAUAAUUCCCAACUUGCUCUCGAGCUGCGGAAAGCAUAUAUAAACACCAUGAGCUGGUAUUACUACUAUCAUUUCUAUCACUACUCUCUACUUUUAUCCCGAGUCAACAUUCUUAAGGGUGAGCUCAUCCGUCCCGAAGAAGAUAGAAAGGGUUUUUUUAUGCUUGGAAAAGGUUCAUCACAGAUUCAGUCAAGCCGGAUGUUUUCCCUCGACUUGCGUUCCCAAAACUUUGACAUCAAUUCCGUCCUUAUGGCUUCAACGCUCAAUCAUAUAGAAUCAUCGCCACAAUUUUUAGAACGUGUGUAUUUUUCAUGGGAACUUGUGUUUACAGAACAUGCUAGCGCCGAAUAUUUCUUCCUCUUGGAGUAUUUUGAGCUCUCUACGGAUGACCAAAAAACAACAUUUCAAUCAAUAUUUGACGGCACUUUACAGCUGUCUCAACAAUUCAUUUCAGACUUAAUUAGUACAAGUCUUGAUUGCAUUGCUAUUCUCAAGUGUAUUCGAUUUACUCAGGAUCUUAUUUUACAAUCACAAAAAAAUUUAGUUCCUGUUAUAGAACCUCACUAUACUUCUAUGAUCAUACUACUUUGGCCCCGUUUACAAGCAAUCAUGGAUCUGCAUUCUGAGUCAUUGCAGAAGUGCCCUCUUCCUUCGAAACCCGACGACCUUGCCACUACUCCUCAUCCAUUAACUCAAAGAGUUUCCGAAUUAUUGUACAGUCUCGCAGCACUCAGCGCUAAUUCUUUGGAAGCCGAGCCCUUGACUCACAGUAUUUCUCGAUUAUCUCAUGACUUCACGGCUUUACUCAAUAGAUUUUGCGAGGGUAUGUCCGACAAAAGAAAACGGAAUCGUUUUUUGUCUAACAACUUUACGCUUAUUUCAACAGUUUUAAGUGGUGCCCAUGGAAAAUUGGCUUCUGACCAAAAAGUAUUCUUCGAAGAACUUAAUGAGAAAGUAAACGACUAA